AUGUUGCUUGUCACCGUGAUUAGUAAAAUCACGUCAUUCUACAAGGCUGCUUCUAAUUCGUAUUUCGAUGCUGGCAGCAUGGGUAUGACCCAAAACAACUUAGGAAAUAAUGUGGGAGUUAGCUUUGGCGUGUAUCAGCUCAAUGGCGAGGAUGGAAAAUGGCUCGAGCUUGAAAUACUAGCCAGGGAGCUCCGUAAAUUGGAGGAGGUCUACUCCAGGUUCCGAGACGUGGUCUAUACUGACUAUUCCGAUAUCCCCGAAGUUACCAAGGCUAUGAUCGGUUAUCUCGGCCAAAACCUUGGCUCUACACUCGAAGUUAUCAGUCAUAGAAAGGGUGAUAUGCCCUUUAUUGCCUAA
Messenger RNA from Daldinia childiae, 357 nucleotides. RefSeq lists its product as uncharacterized. Bases 1 to 357 code for a protein of 118 amino acids. The transcript has a single exon. Lineage: Eukaryota; Fungi; Ascomycota; Sordariomycetes; Xylariales; Hypoxylaceae. The record is from RefSeq and is a predicted model, not a curated record.